Molecule: messenger RNA, 2484 nt
Organism: Arvicanthis niloticus (Nile rat)
Lineage: Eukaryota; Metazoa; Chordata; Mammalia; Rodentia; Muridae
Source: RefSeq, a predicted model, not a curated record
CAUGGGCGGGGACCCCAGCUCCGCCCCUGCCCGCCCUUGCUCCCGUGGGUCCCCGGGUCCAGGGAUCGGCUAGAUUUCUUGUCCUGGCUCCAGUCUCCACCUCUGGACCGGAAUGCAGAGUCCGAUUCCAACAGCUCGCCAGCUGCCACCGCAUCCCGCCCGCUGAGCCCGGAGCGCCGGAAGACCCCAACAGAGGCUCAUGGACGAGGCGGGAUCCCCGGCUCCUGCGGGGACAGGAGGUGCUGGCCCUGGAAGAAGUACAGGUGAGACAUCCAGGAGUCUGUCAAGAGAACAGAUUUUUGUACUGGUGUCAGCAGCGUCCAUGAACCUGGGUUGCAUGAUGACCUAUUCCAUCCUUGGACCAUUUUUCCCUAAGGAGGCAGAAAAGAAGGGGGCCAGCAACACCAUGAUUGGAAUGAUCUUCGGGUGCUAUGCGUUAUUUGAAUUGUUGGCAUCUUUGGUCUUUGGAAAAUAUCUUGUACACAUUGGAGCCAAAUUUAUGUUUAUAGCAGGAAUGUUUGUCUCAGGAGGAGUUACAAUUCUCUUUGGUGUCUUGGAUCAACUUCCAGAAGGACCGAUAUUUAUUGCCAUGUGUUUUCUGGUGAGAAUAGUAGAUGCCAUAGGCUUUGGUGCAGCCAUAACAGCCUCGUCUUCCAUCCUUGCAAAGGCUUUCCCAAAUAAUGUGGCUACAAUCAUGGGAAGUCUUGAGGUUUUUUCUGGACUGGGGCUGGUAGCAGGACCCCCUUUGGGUGGCCUUUUGUACCAAUCCUUUGGCUAUGAGGUGCCCUUUAUUCUUCUGGGGUGUAUAGUUCUGCUGAUGAUACCAUUCAACAUAUGCAUUUUGCCUAGUUAUGAGUCGGAUCCAGGAAACCAGUCCUUCUGGAAACUUGUCACCUUACCCAAGAUUGGUCUUAUAGCCUUCGUGAUCAUCUCUCUCAGCUCCUGCUUUGGCUUCCUGGACCCAACCCUGUCUCUCUUUGUCAAGGAGAAGUUCAGUUUAUCAACUGGAUAUGUGGGACUGGUCUUCCUGGGUCUGUCUCUAUCCUACACCAUUUCUUCGCCGCUGUUCGGUCUACUCAGUGAUAAGAAGCCUAAUCUAAGGAAAUGGUUUCUGGUUUUUGGAAACUUAAUCACAGCUGGGUGCUACAUGCUCUUAGGACCUGUACCCUUUCUGCACAUUAAAAGUCAGCUCUGGCUUCUCGUGCUGGUGUUAGUUAUAAACGGCGUCUCUGCUGGAAUGAGCAUCAUCCCGACCUUCCCAGAGAUGCUCAGUUGUGCAUAUGCAAAUGGGUUUGAAGACGGAAUAAGUACACUGGGACUCGUAUCUGGUCUUUUUGGUGCCAUGUGGUCAGUUGGUGCUUUCAUGGGACCUAUCCUGGGAGGAUUUCUGUGUGAGAAAAUUGGUUUCGAGUGGGCAGCAGCUAUACAAGGUGUAUGGACUCUGCUAAGUGGUGUUGCGAUGGCCUUAUUUUAUCUCUGGGAGGACUCAGCAACAAGAAGAAGAUCUAAAGCUCAGAACAUCCUUGGCACAGAGGAGGAACAAGCUGCUCUCUUGCCCAACGACACCUAGCCGCCUCACAAGCUCUGGAUUAAUCCAGAUGGAGAGACAGCCUGGAGGAGCUUCCUGUGUGCCAAGCAGAGAUCCCUGCUUCCUGUACUCGCACCCUGGAAGUGUCAAGCUGCUUUUACAUGACCUGGAGCCAGGCUGUGCUUCCUGUAGUUCUGAAAAGCUGGCUCACCAAGGCAGCCCAUUGGAACAUCUAGGACUAGGAAAAAGGGUAAACCAACAGAAGCCAGUGUUUCUAAAAGACUGACCUUGCCUGUCAGGUGUUUUCAUUGCCUGGUUUUGCUUUCUUAUUCUUGUGUUCACUUUUCACUCCGAGUUCACAGAUGCUAUGAAUGUACCUCUUAAAAUCGAUUAGUGAGAAAAAUGAAGCUAUUUAAUUCACGUUGAACAUAUAAAAUAAAACAGAUAAUUUUAUGAAAUCAGUUUCAAAAGAUGGCCUUUCUCUGCCUGCCUGCACUGAAGUUUGUACUCAUCAAAAAGGCAAAAUUCCUGCCUGUCAUAUAAAAACUCCAGAGCAUUAGCUCAAAGUUUUUCUAAAAGUGUUUGCAUGGCAUGUCUAAGAAAAAAUGAUGAACGUACUUGGGUUCUUUGACAUUUCUUGUCAUGAUCUGGGCUUAUACACAUUAUUUGCAUAGCAUUGUUUGUUUAUGAUCUUAGCACAUCUUUGUUUUAGUCCCAUGAUUUGUUUGCUUAUUGUAUUUACUAGUCUUCAUACUCCUGGGUGUUCCAUUACCAGGCUGGGCAACACCUACCUAUACCCAGCCAGGCAAGAGCCAGGUUCUCCAUGUUGGAGAAAUACUCCAACUUCACAAAAAAUCCUUGCUGCUACUUGAAGUUAGAAUGUCAACUCCUGACUCAUUUUCAUAAUGUAGUAGCUACAUUUCCUUUAUAAUUAAAUAAUAAAUGAUCUUUGACUA